Messenger RNA from Papaver somniferum (opium poppy), 357 nucleotides. RefSeq lists its product as uncharacterized. NCBI's taxonomy places the organism in Eukaryota, Viridiplantae, Streptophyta, Magnoliopsida, Ranunculales, Papaveraceae. Gene Ontology annotation, molecular function: RNA-DNA hybrid ribonuclease activity; nucleic acid binding. The transcript is spliced from 2 exons. The coding region runs from base 1 to 357 and encodes 118 amino acids. The record is from RefSeq and is a predicted model, not a curated record.
AUGGGGGUAGGGGGCCUUGUGUCCCCUGCUUGGAGUGGAGGCUUGGGAAUUGCCACUAACUACAUUGCAGAGGUUAUGGCUUUAGUUGCAGCUGGAGAAUGGGCAGUAAGUAAACAUCUUCUGAAUGUAAUCUUUAGUUUGGACUCAAAGGAAGUUAUAAUGGCAUUUGCAAGUGGCAAAAUCCCUUGGAUAGUCAGAAACAGGUGGAAAAGAAUACUCAGCUCACUUAACACUAUAGUUUUCAGACACUCCUACAGAGAAGUGAACUUCUCAGCUGAUGAUUUAGACAAAAAGGGUACAAGUCUUAGCAGAGGAGAAGUAGUUUUAUAUGAUGGAAGACCAGUUUUUUGGGAAUAA